AUGGAAGAUGAGAUUUUUGACUAUGCACCGCGACCCUCGAAAAAGCGGGUACGGCAGGCUUGUGAGCCUUGCAGGCGAAAGAAAGCCAAAUGUCCUGGAGAACAGCCAGUCUGCUCUCUGUGUGCUAGGUUGGGACAGCAAUGCCUAUACGCCGACGAAAGGCGUCGGCCGCUGUCUGAGUCAAGUCCAAGGCCCAAUGAUUCAGACCUGCGAGCACCUCGGGUUCUAGAAGACAGACUGCAAAACCUUGAAGGCAAACUGGAGCAGGUUCUUGAUGUGCUAGGUGGGAGAAACGAGCCACAACGACAGGCAGCACCUCUUGUUCCACCGACACUGUCGAUGACAGGUUCAUCUGUCAGCUUACCGCCGUGGGAGGAGAUAGUUCCUAUCGCGGAACUAUAUUUGCUGUACUGUGAAUCUCAACCUUUGCCUCUUUUCCACAAGGACGGCUUUCUGUCUAAUCUACAGACACGGGAUGCCGAGCUUCUCUUCGCUAUAUUGGCACUUGGUCUUCGAUUCUCAUACGAUCAUCGUAUCAGGGCCGAUUUCUCUGCUCUCGUCACCGGCUAUGCCGAGGUUGCUCGCAGUCUUGUAAUGAAAAGAGUCUCAGAAGGGCCGGUGGAACUAUCAACACUUCAAUGUCUCUGCAUCUUGAGCUUAGUUGACUUCACGAAUGGCAAUACACACCGUUCCAGUAUUCACAGCAGCUUGGCAAUGAACCUUGCCCAGUGCGCCAAUCUGGGACAAGAGCCCCGUUCAUCAACAAGCACCACAUUUCGCGAGGAACGCAGACGGUGUUUCUGGAGCAUAUGUCUUCUGAAGCGAUUACACGGCGAAGACUUCUCGAUCCUAGACAUACCCGAUGCCCCAGGCCCUCCAUACCCCCGGAGCCCAGCACGACCAGCGCGCUUCCUCUCCCCGGGACCAUCAAUUGUCGAAAUGCGCCGAAGUGACAUGGAGGAUGAAGGAAUAAUUGCAUAUGUGGUGAUGUUAAGCGAAGUGUUCGCAAGGACAGCACGAUAUGUUCGACUCCAUGGACGCCCAAGCAACGUCCCACCAUGGUCUCCUGAAUCCGAAUACUCGAAGAUCCUGGCGUUACAGAUGGUAAUGGAGACUCGCAUGCCAUACCUCCACCGAUUCAAGCCCGCGAAUCUCAGUGAACGCUCCUUGGACGAGCUGCAGGCACAUCGUGAAUACUGGGGGCCAUGGUUCCUGAACCAAUUCAUGUAUCACACCAAUCUCUGUCUACUCAACCACCCUCUUCUGCUUUCGCUAAGCCUGAGGAAUUUCCGGAGUACUAUUCCUGAGAUCUUCCUACAACAUACGUCGGAUUUGAUCUCCUCUCAUACGACAUGGAUCAUUCACUUCAUCAACUACCUUGAAGAGAAGUCGUUCCUAGUAUCGGAUCCGGUACUAGGAUAUAGCGCAGCUGUCGUGGCUACGAUCGAGUUACAGCUCAGCUUUACAGAUAAUGCAACGAUCAGAGAACAGAAGCGCGAGAGAUUCACCAAGUGCGUCAAGUUCGUGCAGACAAUAGGGGAAAGAUGGCCGCACAUGGCUCGAUUGGCACACAGGCUUCAACGCCUAGAAGACGCCGUUUCAGCCACCUACCAAUCAGACCCGGAAGCGCAAAAUCAAAGCCUUCUGAUUGAUCUGUCCCGGUUCUGGGAGAUCCUUGAAUACUCAUCCAACAGCGACACUGACUCUGCUAGGCGCCUCUUCGGAGACACCCUUUAUGCCGGAUCCUCUUCUGCGGGUACAGAGGUAUCUCAAACAUCUCCCUUGCCUGCCCCGUUCCGCCUGAGUGCCCAGGAAGGGGAUACUCCCAAUAUCCAGUCUCAAUCGUUCGACAAUGCCGCUUUUCCUAGCCAAGACUAUGCCGCGAACUCGUUGGUCUCGCCGCAGCAGUUGACGCUAUCCAAUGAUGGGUAUUCUAUUCUUGCUGCAAAUUUCUUUUCUCAGGGGCAGGAGUUCCUGCGCAGUGGAGAUAACUGGGAUAGUAUAGGGAAUUUCUGA
This is a messenger RNA of Penicillium bovifimosum, 2016 nucleotides long. RefSeq lists its product as uncharacterized. Gene Ontology annotation, biological process: regulation of DNA-templated transcription; DNA-templated transcription. Bases 1 to 2016 code for a protein of 671 amino acids. The transcript has 6 exons. The record is from RefSeq and is a predicted model, not a curated record. NCBI's taxonomy places the organism in Eukaryota, Fungi, Ascomycota, Eurotiomycetes, Eurotiales, Aspergillaceae. Gene Ontology annotation, cellular component: nucleus. Gene Ontology annotation, molecular function: DNA binding; DNA-binding transcription factor activity, RNA polymerase II-specific; zinc ion binding.